AUGGAAGUUAUUCCCAUAGAUAGAACUGAAUUACGUUUACAGUGUGAAAGGGUCAUGGAAGAUACAACUCAGAUUGCGUUGGUAGCCAUCUGUUCUCUUGGUGCAGUCAUGGGUUUGGUAAUGGGAAGUGUUGUUUGCUCCUGGUGUUUUGGUAAAAAGAAAAAUGAAGAUGAUAGUGAGGAAGAGGCUCUGGCCAGAAAAAUCAAAGGUGGCAGCUCUUUAGAUGAAGAGUCGAAUGAUCCGAGACUUAAAUUUGACAAUACUUCAGGACGAGGUCCUGGUUCACCUGCAAUUACUCGAAAAACUAUCAAGUUAGUUUAA
Lottia gigantea (owl limpet) is the source of this 321-nucleotide messenger RNA. RefSeq lists its product as hypothetical. The coding region runs from base 1 to 321 and encodes 106 amino acids. NCBI's taxonomy places the organism in Eukaryota, Metazoa, Mollusca, Gastropoda, Lottiidae. The record is from RefSeq and is a predicted model, not a curated record. The transcript is spliced from 2 exons.